AUGGCAACGACAACAGAGCCUGGCGCGAGGAGGCAAACCGCUCUCAUCGCAGCCGCCGCCGCUGAUAAGCAACCCGGCGAGAUAUUCCUGGCAGAGGCGAACUGCGGGUUGACAGUCGAGGCUGCGCUGCGGAUGCUGAGAUUGCUCCCAGCUGGAUUGGACUUUAUAUUGGAAAGCCCGUGCGCAACGUGGCGUGAGACGGUGUCGUUGCGACGCAGGACUGAUCUUCCAAUUUUGGUCGACGAAAUCGCAACAAAUAUUGCCUCGGUCAUCCAGCUUGUUGCCGAUGAUGUGGCCGACAGCGUCAAUCUUGAAAUAUCCAAAGUCGGUGGACUGACAAAGGGUCGUCACGUACGAGACAUUUGUUUGGGUGCGGGAUACACAAUCACUGUGCAAGACUCUUGGGGCUCUGAUAUUGCGUUUGCUGCUAUUGUUCACCUCGCUCAGACAAUUUCCAAGCGGUACCUGCGAUGCAUUCUGGACGUUUGUGACCAGUCUUCGCUCAGGACUGCGGACUGCGAAUAUCAUACUUCGGAUGAUGGAAGUAUUACGGCACCAAACACGCCGGGUCUGGGUGAUACACCUCGCUUAGAAGUCCUAGGAGAGCCUGUGGCUAGUUACUCCUAG
Boeremia exigua is the source of this 627-nucleotide messenger RNA. Its product is annotated as enolase C-terminal domain-like protein. The transcript has a single exon. Bases 1 to 627 code for a protein of 208 amino acids. The record is from RefSeq and is a predicted model, not a curated record. NCBI's taxonomy places the organism in Eukaryota, Fungi, Ascomycota, Dothideomycetes, Pleosporales, Didymellaceae.